Trichobilharzia szidati is the source of this 3399-nucleotide messenger RNA. Lineage: Eukaryota; Metazoa; Platyhelminthes; Trematoda; Strigeidida; Schistosomatidae. The record is from the annotation of a GenBank genome assembly.
AUGUCACAAGAGAAUAAUAGAAAUAUUGAUGAAUGUUUAUUAAGGAGUAGUACAAUUGCAUCCACAACGCCUACAUCAACAACAAUAACAAUGUCAACAACAGCAGGAUCAAAUACAACUAUUAUGUCAUCAAAUCCUCUGAAUACAUUAAUUAGUAAUCAGGAUCAACGUGCAUCUGGUGAUAUAGGUGAUGAUUCAUAUGCCAAUGGAAAGAUGAUACAUCUUACACAAUCAAAUGAACAUAUAACUACUAGUAAUACGAAUGUUAUAUAUACUAAUAAUAAUACAACUACUACUACUACCUAUGAUAUAACGAAUAAUAAAACAUCUACGACUACUCCUACUACUAAUAUCAUUAAUAGUAGUAUAAAAAAGGAUGAUAAUCAACGUCUAUUCCUCAAUAAGUUAAUAAAACCAUCAUCAACAACAAUAAAUGGAUUCACUAUGGAUAGAGAUCUUACCGAUAAAGACUUACAAGAGAAAUCAAUCACAGAUACAACAAAUGAUUCAACUACUUCAUCGAUCUCACCAUGUUCUGAUAAUAAUUCUGAGAAUAAUCUUAUCAAAUUAAAUGCGUCUAAUUCAUCUUUACCAUAUAGAAGUAAUCAAUCACACCACCAACAACAAUAUACUACUAACAAUAGUGUAGUGAGUAGUAAAUUAAAUGUCAAAGAAAAUCCAAGCAAAAUGGAACAAGAACAACAACAACACCACCACCAACAACAACAGAAAUCAAUAACAUCUGGUAUAAAUCAUAUGAAUUCAACCAAUGAGGAACAAUAUAAUUUUCAAGAAAAUAAUUCAGUCAUUACAACAUCUACAAAAAUGUUAACAUCAUUAGGCAAAACAAUAAAAAAUCCAGAUUUAAUAAAUCAUGAAAAGGUGAACAACUUCAAAGAAGAUAUCAAAAGUUAUACUACAGAUGGUCAUAAUAUCGAUUAUAACAAUGGUGGUAAUAUUAACGAAAGUUACAGUAAUGUUAGCGGUGGCAAUCAAAAAAUCAAUACUUCUACUAAUAGUAAUAGUAAUACAGGUGGGAACAGUAAUCAUGGAACAUAUUAUUUUCAAAAUGGGAUAAAAUCAAUAAAUGCAUCAUUGUCAGCCAAUGAGAAUCACGAUACACAUCAACAGCCUCAACACCCUCAACAACCACAACAGACAACAUUGACUAAUUCGUCAGGUCAACCAACAGAAACAUCAUCUUUUUACAGUCAUAUUAACAAUAAUUAUGGACGUCGAAAUCUCUUAACUAAUCGAAAAUCAGCUAUCCUUAUCAAUAAUAAUAAUAAUACAAGUAAUACUAUGAAUACUAAUAUAAAUUAUACUCAUAGUCAUGGCACUGGUACUAGUCCUAAUAAUACAACACCAGCCUCAACGUAUGAUUAUAAAUCAGCUCGUAAUUCUGCGAAUUAUCCAGUCCAGGAAUCGAUUCCAGUGAAUGGUAGUCAUGAUGAUUGGUGUACAACUACAACUACAACUACAGCUACGGAGAGUAAUAUGAACAGUAGUGGGAGUACUAAUCCACAGUUGACCCCUAACAAUACCGCAUACAAUACUAUUGAUAAUCAAAAUAUCGAUCAUGUGAAUGAUAAUAGUAGUAGUAAUACUAAUACUACCACUUCUAGUAAUAAUAAUAAUAAUAAGACAAAUUUAAUUGUGAAUUAUCUACCACCAUUUAUGACACAAGAAGAAGUGAAAGCCUUAUUUUCAAGUAUUGGUGAAGUUGAAAGUUGUAAGUUAGUCAGAGAGAAAGUGACUGGUGAAAGCUUAGGUUAUGCAUUUGUCAAGUAUAUUAAUCCAUAUGAAGCAGAGAAAGCGAUACGUACAUUGAAUGGUUUACGUUUACAGAAUAAAACAAUUAAAGUAUCAUUAGCACGACCUAGUUCAGAAUCAAUAAAAGGUGCAAAUCUGUAUAUAUGUGGACUGCCAAAAAAAAUGACACAAAGUGAAUUAGAAGAAUUAUUUAAUCAAUGUGGUCGUAUUAUUACAGCACGUAUAUUAUAUGAUAAUAAAACAGGCUUAUCACGUGGUGUUGCCUUUAUUCGAUUUGAUCAACGUCAUGAAGCUGAAUUAGCUAUACAUCGAUUAAAUGGUUAUCAAGCCCCAUCAGAUCAUCCAAACGGACUGCCGAAUGAACCAAUCACAGUGAAAUUUGCUAAUUCACCAAAUUCAAUAAAACAUGAUAGUUUUAGUUUAGUCUUGUUGAAACAAGCUGCCCAACUACAAUCAGUUGCUGCCUCUGUGGUUAGUCCAACACCAACACGUAGUGCUGCUGCUGCAAGUGCUGCCGCUGCGGCAACAGCAGUUGCAGCUGCUGGCCUAUUAAAUCCUCUACAACAGAUAGCAUCUCUUUCCAAUCGUUUAAAGUAUUCUAGUGUACUGGCAGGGAAUUCACCUGUAUCUCCAGGUUCACCUGCUGCUACAGCUGCUGAUUUCCUUCCAGCAAUGGCUAGUGCUGCAGCUGUUGUCAAUCCAUUGUUAGCACCGGCUGUAGCUGCCAGUUCUGGAGCGUUAACGUCAACCGGUUGGUGUAUAUUUGUGUAUAAUUUAGCUCCAGAAACAGAAGAAGCUAAUUUAUGGCAAUUAUUUGGUCCAUUCGGUGCUGUACAAACAGUGAAAAUUAUUCGUGAUCCAAUGACUAAUAAAUGUAAAGGUUUUGGUUUUGUUACAAUGAGUAAUUAUGAAGAAGCUUUGCUAGCAAUACAUUCAUUAAAUGGUUUUGCCUUAGGUAAUCGUGUAUUACAAGUCUCUUUUAAAACAACACCAAAUAGUAAAUUACGUUCAUCUACAUCGAAUACACCACCACCACCGCCAGCAGCUCCACAACCGCCACUGCAAACACAACAGCCACCUUCAUCAGUGCCACCACAAUCGGAAUCAAGUCCACUGCCUAAUGGAACAUUGAUAAAUAAUCAAUAUUCAACAACAAAUGAACAAAAUGGUUUAAAUUCAAAUGAAUUUGUGAAUAAUAAUCUAUCAUCAGUAACAAAUUAUAGUCAACAAAAAUCGCCACCAUCAUCAUCGUCAUCACAACAACAACAGAAUCACCGUUCAAAUUCAACACAACCGCCAAUUACAGACACAUCAAUUAAACAAACACCUGUUCAAUAUUCCAAUGGUACAUCGAAUCAUCCUUCAUCAAUGAAUAAUAAUUUAACGAAUGAAAGUAUAAAUAAUAAUCCUAAAAAUUUAAAAUCAAUAUUAAUGAAUAAUAAUCCACAUGAUAUACCAAAAGAGUUAUCAAAUUCAUUCUCGGGUGCAUUGACAAUACAACAAUCAACGCAUAUGAAUUCAAUGAUGACAUCAUCGUCAACAUCACCGGAUAAAUCAAAAAAUGUAUCAAAGAAAACCAAUUUACUUAAAAACGCUUCAAUAAAUGGACAAAAUUAUGAUACAUAA